Perca fluviatilis (European perch) is the source of this 969-nucleotide messenger RNA. It is a transcript of the gene lrrc73, whose product is annotated as leucine rich repeat containing 73. Lineage: Eukaryota; Metazoa; Chordata; Actinopteri; Perciformes; Percidae. Gene Ontology annotation, molecular function: protein binding. The transcript is spliced from 7 exons. The coding region runs from base 16 to 969 and encodes 317 amino acids. The record is from RefSeq and is a predicted model, not a curated record.
CCAGGUGCCCCCAGCAUGCUGCCGGCCUCCAUCCAGAUCACCGGCGAGCAGCUCUCGGCGGCCGAGGUCCAGGAUAUCUGCGAGAGCCUGAAGGAAGAUGGCGUUCGGCUGCUGUCGGUGCGCGGCUGCCAGCUGUCCGACCGAGACUUCGGGCGGGUGUGCCGCGGCGUGGCCGAGUCGCGCUCGCUGGCCCAGCUCAACCUGAACCUGGGCGUGGUCUCCGGCGCCGGCCGCGCUCGCCACCUGGCGGACGCCCUGAACGCGAACCGCUCGCUGCAGACGCUGUUUCUCCACGGCAACCCGCUGUCGGACGGCGGCCUGGUGACCCUGAACGCGGCGCUGUCGACCCACCCGGCGCUGGUCUGCCUGGACCUGGGGGACUGCUCUCUGGGGGACCAGGCCCUGGCGCUGGUCUGUGGGCUGCUGCCCCCCGAUGGGGCCAAGUCAGGUCUGAGGGAGCUGACUCUGAGUGCUAACCCAGGAAUCAGCUCUAAAGGCUGGGCUCGCCUCGCCAUCGCCGUGGCUCACAGCUCUCAGCUCCGAGUGCUCAACCUGGACUACAAUCCUCUGGGGGAUCAGAUCGCCGGGAUGCUGGCGGUUGCCGUGGCGUCCAGCAGAACCCUGGAGGCGCUGGACCUGGAGGGAACCGGACUGACCAACCAAUCAGCACAGGUGUUCCUGGACAUGGUGGAGAACUACCCGACCUGUCUGAGGGUUCUGGUUCUGGCCGAGAACGACAUCAGUCCGGAGCUGCAGCAGCAGAUCUGUGACCUGCUGUCUGAUGACGAGCCAGGCCCCGCCUCCAGCGACGCCCUGCAGCCAAUCAGAGACAAGUACCAGCCAAUCAGAGACAAGUACCAGCCCCCCACCUGGCUCCCCCACAGCAACUCCAGCCCUCAGAUGGUCUUGCUGACAUCAGGUCUAGGUGAGAGCUUAUUGGCUGAGACUGAGAUGUGCCACCCUGUGUGA